CAACUGCGUCCAUUAACUUCACCGGUAGCCGUAGAAAUUAAAGAAGGGGUUGUGGAAAAUCAGUAAUCAUCCAUCUUACUGUUUAUAAUCGUGAAAAAAUUUACAAUGAAAAGUUUUCUUGGAAAGUUUUUAUUUCUUUUGUUGUUGGUUUUACCAACAACCCUGAUGAUAUUUGAAACUGGAAAGUCAAUAGCUUUAGCUGCAGAAGAUGGAGGGGGUGAUGCUAUGGAAGGUGAAGAUGAAGAUGUUAAUGUAGAGACUGAGGAUGGAGCCGAAGAACCUGAAGCUGCUGUAACAGAAACAGAAAAGGGAGAGGAAGAGGAAGAAGAGACACUACAAUUAAAACCUUCAGAAGAUGCAGAUGUUAUAACACUUUUUACCAAGCCCACUGGAACAACAGAUUUGCCAGCUGGUAAACUAGUGAGAUUCCUGGUAGGAUUUACAAACAAAGGAGACAAAAAGUUCACUCUAGAAUCAUUAGGAGCAUCAUUCCGUUAUCCACAAGACUACAACUUCUUCAUCCAAAAUUUCACUGCAGCCACUUACAACAUGGAAGUUGAAGCCAAGCGUCAGGCUACUGUCGAAUAUGCAUUCAGUCCACCAGAAUCAUUCGCUGCAAGACCAUUUGGAUUGACAAUCCUUCUCGACUACAAAGAUGAGGAUGGCAAUGCAUUCCAGAAUGCUGUGUUUAACGAGACAGUGAAUAUAAUAGAACCUGAUGAAGGAUUAGAUGGUGAAACAUUUUUCCUGUAUGUAUUUUUGGCAGCAUUAGCCGUAUUACUUAUGGUAGGAGCACAACAAUUCCUUGGAACUUUCAGUAGAAAGCAUCUAUCAAAACCAAAACCAAAGGUAGAAAUGGGAACACAGAACUCAGAUAUUGAUUAUGACUGGAUCCCAAAGGAAGCCCUUCAAAAAAACUCCCCUGGCCGCUCUCCGAAACAAUCGCCGAGACAGAGGAGGAGCAAGAGAGCCACAAGUUCAGGCGAAGAAUAAUUCGAGAGUUGCUGUGUAUCAUAGAAAUGUCACUUAAGCUCAAACUAUUAAUCCCUUUUCAGCGAAAGUAUAGUAGUUACAUAGACUGCAAGGCUAUUAUUAAAUUGUUCACAAGAAAUCAUGUUAUUCUCUAACUCGACUUGCUGUUAUUAAGUUUGUUUUUAAAUUAUUCCGCAACUCAGAAAGAUAUUGUAUAUAAAAAUAUUUGUUUUGAUAAAAUAGGUUGUUUAAAUCAUUUUCAUUUAAAUUUUACAGCCAACUUAUUGUAUUACAUUUUAUUGUUGCAUGUCAUGAUCAGAAAAUUGACCAAUCAUAUUAUUAAGAAAAUGCUAGCUUUACAUGUUUUUAAUUUUUGACACCUUUUAGAUUUAUGUCAGGAAAAUGUUUUCUACAUCAGGUCAUAAGUUUGGCUAUAUUCAAAGAGCUAAUCUAUCAUUAAACCAUUGUUGGAAGAUUGUAUAAAAAUUGUUGAAAGUUUUAAAAUUUUAUCAAAACAAGUACUUUGAGAGUGAGAGAUUGAUUGAAAGUAUUAUGCAAUUGUGAUUUUGUAAAUUGUGAUAGUUAUUUUGAGCAUGACAACAUUUGACUUGGAAAAACCACCUUUUCUGUAUGAUGAUAUACUUAUUGUGAAUGUAGUCUAUUUAGCGCCAGUAUUAAGAAAGUAAUUUUCCUGGGAGUUUCUGUGGGCAGUUCCAAAAUAAAAUGCAUGGGAGGCACUUUUCUAGACCCCAACCACCCUUAAGAUAAGAUUUUUAUAUUACUUAUAAUUCUUACCAAAUUAUAAGGAAAAUGCAACCACCCAUAAUUUAUUUAUUUGAGUACCUCCCAUCACUCCCACCACAAUUAAUUUUGGAACAGCCCUGUAGGAAAAUUUUUGUACCAAAAAUUACCGAAGUAAAAUAAAAAUAUAUUAUAUCCUCUACAAAGCUUUUUUGCAUUUAUAAAGUGAGAAUGUGAAAGACUUUCAUAUGUACAUUAAAAAAAAUCAUGGACCCUUAAUACCAUUUACUAAGGGUUUAAGGAAGUUAAAUCUGCAUCUUAAUUCCAUGCAUAAUUUAAAAAGUGCUGUAUUUCCUGAACUGUUAAGAUUUAUUCCAUAUAUGGCAGCAUAGAAAUGAAUAAAUGAUUUUAAGUGUUUAGAGUUAAAUGUUCUUAUUUACAGUAGAAUACAUCAACAUUUCAUACUUGUUGAACCAGUACAAGUUCCAAAUGAUGAAAAUACAUAUUGUGUGGUCUAACAUAUCAUGCAUUAAAUGAAUUGAUUACAGGUUAUUGUAUGAAUGCUGUAUGAUUGAGUUGAGGUUGUGAAUAUGUUCUGGGUGAUGGUACAUUCCAAACUUCUUUUUUCUAGUCAUGCCUUCCUGUUAAAUAAUUAGUUCUGGUAUCUGUUUAAUGAAUGGUAGUAAUAAAAUUAUUCUGUGCCAACUUCUGUUAAAGUUGAGCAUUUACCGAAAAGGAAUUAUCAAAAUGCACUAGCUUUAAUUUAAUUCUUGCUUAUUUGUGUUUAUAUAUAACUUGUCUUUUAGAAAAUUUGCAGUUAUGUGAAUUUAUGUAUAGGUUGACCAAUUUGAAAUUUGUCUGAACCUAAAGUUAUCUGAAGUGUGUCAUAUGAGACAUUACAACCAUUUCUUACAGUGCAUGUAUCUGAAAUCUAUAUGACUUAAAUGCUAGUUUAUAUCGUCAAACUUGAGAAAAGGGGUGCUUUUUGUUCAUUAAAUUUUCUUUCAAAUUGAUUACAAUCAUGCUACAAAAUGUGUACCAACUUAGAUUUCAACCAAACUAGCCUAUGCAACAUUUUUUUUUUAAUUGGCAUUGAAGAUGUAUAUGAUGACAUGUAUCAAAUUUAUUAGGACUGGAAAGGAGUCUUGUCCAACUAAGGAUCUACUGUUUUAAACUGAUAUUUGGUGCUGAGCUUCACCAGUUAAUCAUGUGAUAUUUUACUGAAAGGAAGUUCAAAAUGAAUGCUCUGUAAUCUUAUGACUCUGCAAGUUUAAUGACAGUUGUCAAUUGUGAGAUUGUUACACAGUAUCAUUUGUAUACAUGACGAGUUAUUAUGGUCUCAAAAAGAAUUUUACAUUAAAACAAUAAAAUUAUCUGUACAAGA
Mytilus californianus (California mussel) is the source of this 3097-nucleotide messenger RNA. Its product is annotated as translocon-associated protein subunit alpha-like. The record is from RefSeq and is a predicted model, not a curated record. The transcript has 9 exons. Bases 106 to 993 code for a protein of 295 amino acids. Gene Ontology annotation, cellular component: endoplasmic reticulum; endoplasmic reticulum membrane. NCBI's taxonomy places the organism in Eukaryota, Metazoa, Mollusca, Bivalvia, Mytilida, Mytilidae.